Molecule: messenger RNA, 584 nt
Organism: Lathyrus oleraceus (garden pea)
Lineage: Eukaryota; Viridiplantae; Streptophyta; Magnoliopsida; Fabales; Fabaceae
Product: pathogenesis-related protein PR-4
Exons: 2
Coding region: 25-471 (148 amino acids)
Biological process (GO): defense response to fungus; defense response to bacterium
Molecular function (GO): RNA nuclease activity
Source: RefSeq, a predicted model, not a curated record
ACCGUUUAACACAAAAAAAAAAACAUGAAAAUGGAGAGCGUACAGAGAAGUUUAAGCUUGUUGGUACUUUGUUUCCUGAUCAUGGGAACAACAAUGUUAGUAAGUGGUCAGAGUGCAAACAACGUAAGAGCAACAUACAAUAACUACAACCCUCAGAACAUAAACUGGGAUUACAACAGAGCCAGUGUUUACUGUGCUACCUGGGAUGCUAACCAGCCUUUGUCAUGGCGUAGCAAAUACGGUUGGACCGCCUUUUGUGGACCCGUCGGGCCUACAGGAAGAGAUUCUUGCGGCAAAUGCUUAAGGGUGACAAAUAUUGCAACUGGUGCUCAGACAACAGUGAGAAUAGUGGAUCAGUGUCAUAAUGGUGGACUGGAUUUGGAUGUGAAUGUGUUCAAUCAAAUUGAUACCAAUAAGCAGGGUUACCAGCAGGGUCACCUUCAAGUUAACUAUGUCUUUGUUAAUUGCUAAUAUGAAUGUAUCACUCUGUGUGAUCAGAAGCUGUAACUACAGCCUAAUAAUGGCAUAAAUAAAACAAGCGUGGAUGAAUCUAUUACUGUACACGUUAAUAAUUUCGUAUUUCA